UCGCCAUGCAGAAGAGCACAGUUCGGUUUAUUCUGUUGGCAGUCUGCCUGAUCUGUCCAUCUUGGGGAGCUUCAUCAGCCUCAGCGGAGGACAAAUCAACAAAAUCUUUGAGCAUAGAUGGAGUCCAAAAGCAGAACUUGAAGCUACUGACUGAACAACUUAAUCGCGGCUGGCGGGCUUUCUGUGAUGCCCCCGUGGACGAGGGUGUCAUGUCUCUCUUCCAGGGCAUCAAUCCCAGCGAUGCCCGCCUUCAUGUGAUGACUAUUACCAACCAAAGCGUGGAGCUGCCCAUCAAGUCCAUAUCCCAGCUAAAGGACUUCGACAUCAGUCCGGAACGGAAGACCCUUGUCUACGUGAAUGCCUUCCACACCGCCGAUAGCUACUUCAGUGUCCAGGAGCACUUGACCCUGCUCCAGAAUAGCCGCAGGGAUCUCAAUGUGAUUGUGGUGGACUUUGCCAAGGAUGUGGCCCAGCUGUACUAUGCAGUACGGCAUCAUCUCUCCGUGGAUGGUUACUUUGUUUAUAAGCUCAUCAGAGCUCUUAAGGAUGCAGGUAUAGCGGCGCAGGACAUUACCCUGGCAGGACAUUCGGUGGGUGCGAAUAUUGCCGCUUUGGGAGCAAAACUUUUUGCCAAGGAAACCAAACAGUUGGUGGGACAACUGAUAGCCAUAGAUCCGGCCACAAUGUGUCGCACCACCGACAUUCUGGUGAAGCAGGGAGUAGCCUCAAGGGUGGUGACCAUCCACGGCGAGGGCGAUGUGUUUGGUGUGAGGGUGCCUCUGGGUCACAUUGACAUUUAUCCCAAUGGGAUAGGGUACUUCCCAAGGAGGAAACUUCAGCCCGGGUGUGAGUCCAAGGUCUGCAGUCACAUGUAUCCCUUUGUGCUCUUCAUGGAGGCUCUAAUUGAGGGCGUAAUGAUCCCGGCCACCAAAUGCGAUAGUUGGGCCAAGUUCCGGCAGGGCGACUGUAAUUACCAGAACACCAUCAAUAUCGGUCUUAUAUAUCCAUCUACAGCCAAGGGUCUAUACUUUUGUUUGACCCAACCGAAUCCUCCUUUUACCUAUAUGGAGCAUGGUCUUCGCUACAAGACAAGACGUCCUGAGAAGUCUGUGAACCCCAAGUCCUCUUAGGUUUUUAGUUUUAA
Messenger RNA from Drosophila serrata, 1144 nucleotides. Its product is annotated as lipase member H. NCBI's taxonomy places the organism in Eukaryota, Metazoa, Arthropoda, Insecta, Diptera, Drosophilidae. Gene Ontology annotation, molecular function: lipase activity; serine hydrolase activity. Gene Ontology annotation, biological process: lipid catabolic process. The record is from RefSeq and is a predicted model, not a curated record.